Messenger RNA from Trichomonas vaginalis G3, 588 nucleotides. RefSeq names its product thioredoxin peroxidase. Lineage: Eukaryota; Parabasalia; Trichomonadida; Trichomonadidae. The transcript has a single exon. Gene Ontology annotation, cellular component: cytosol. Gene Ontology annotation, biological process: cell redox homeostasis; cellular response to stress; response to oxidative stress. Gene Ontology annotation, molecular function: thioredoxin peroxidase activity. The record is from RefSeq and is a predicted model, not a curated record. The coding region runs from base 1 to 588 and encodes 195 amino acids.
AUGCUUGUUGGUAAACCAGCUCCAGCUUUCCAGACAGAGGCAGUCUUCCCAGAUACAGACUUCAAGCAAGUUUCUCUUGAGCAGUACAAGGGCAAAUGGCUUGUCCUCUUCUCAUAUCCACUCGAUUUCACAUUUGUCUGCCCAACAGAAAUCAUCGAAUUCUCUAACAAGAUUGAGGAAUUCAAGAAGCUCGGCUGCGAAGUCCUUGGACUCUCCGUUGACUCAUGCUUCACACAUCUCGCUUGGAUCAACACACCACGUAAGGAUGGUGGCCUUGGCGAAAUCAAGUAUCCACUUCUUGCAGAUCUUGGUGCUAAGAUCUCCAAGCAAUACGGCUGGUACAUGGAAGAAGAUGGACACACACUCCGUGGAACAGCCAUCAUUGACCCACAGGGCAUCAUCCGCCACAUCCAGAUGAACCACCCAGAUGUUGGCCGCAAUGUUGAUGAAAUCAUCCGCCUCGUCAAGGCUUACCAGUUCGCUGCCAAGCACGGCGAAGUUUGCCCAGCCCAAUGGCAUGGUGAAGGCGAUCUUACAAUCAAGCCAAAUCCAAAGGCUUCCAAGGAAUACUUCGGAAAGGCUAACUAA